GACCUUGACCUGGUGGGGACACUACUGAAGCUUCAAGGGCCAUUAGUCUGUCCCCACCUUACAGGAAACAGAGGCCCAGGCUACCUGUCCAAGUUCCUCAGCAACUUAGGUCCUUGAAAACCCAAAGCUGGAGAUCCUAGCAACCCGGACUCCUGCCUCGCGCGAUUUUUCCAAGGGUCACCUGGACCCUCCUCCUGCGUCAGGUCAACACCACGGUCCAGUGUGUGUGAGUGACUCUGAGGUAUGCAGUAGCCCCAAGGGUGUGAGUUGGGCCUGGGGGUGGGGGGCCAGUGUCAGGACUGGAAGGCGAGUGAGGGCUGUGGUGCUUGCACGGUGUGGAGACAGCUGAGAACAGUGUCUGGAGCGGGGCUCUGGACACAAACACACUCAGGUUCCAGUCCUUGCUGUGUGACCUUAGUCCCCUCAGGCUUCCUGCACCCUCCAGCUACACUGACCCGUGAAGACCCCCGGGCCCACUGCUUCCGGUUAGUCUCUGCCUCCGCGCUGAAGCUCGGAUCUGUUCUCUGCGAUGUCUUUGCGAGUCCUCAACCCCAUGUCCUUCUCUCCACCGACCGCGCCAGGAGGCGGGUCCUUCGUGAGCUCGGAAAAAAGAUGGAUCAUGUGAGUGGGACUGAGAGGUUUAUGGAGCUGAGUUCCCGCGGCUGUAAAUCACCUUGCCCUCCCCGGUAUAAAGCGCCUGUCCAGCCCGGCCUGAGAGAGAGGAGACACUUGCCGCCCCCUGACCCCCAGCUCAGCGCGGGCUCCUGGCCCACCUGGCAGACGGAUUUGUGACCCCUCCAAUCUCCAGUCACCCCUGCCAUGUCCGAGGAGCUGGCCACGGGCCCCAAGGAGAGCCCGCCGGAGCCGCGGGCAGGCCCCCGCGAGGUGUGGAAGAAGGGCGGCCGCCUGCUGUCGGUGCUGCUGGCCGUGAACGUGCUCCUCCUCGCCUGCACGCUUAUCAGCGGCGGCGCCUUCAACAAGGUGGCGGUGUACGACACCGACGUGUUCGCGCUGCUCACCACCAUGAUGCUGCUGGCUGUGCUCUGGAUUCUCUUCUACCUCCUUCGCACUGUGCGCUGCCCCGACGCCGUCCCCUAUCGGGACGCGCACGCCGGCCCCAUCUGGCUCCGAGGUGGGCUGGUGCUGUUUGGGAUCUGCACUCUCGUCAUGGAUGUCUUCAAGACCGGCUACUACUCCAGUUUCUUUGAGUGCCAGUCAGCCAUCAAGAUCCUGCACCCUCUCACCCAGGCUGUGUUUGUCAUUGUCCAGACUUACUUUCUCUGGGUCUCCGCCAAAGAUUGUAUUCACACCCACCUGGAUCUGACACGAUGUGGUCUCAUGUUCACCCUCACCACCAACCUGGCUAUCUGGAUGGCAGCCGUGGUGGAUGAAUCCGUGCACCAGGCCCACUCCCACAGCAGUUCUCAUGGCAACACCAGCUACACCCGCCUCACUCAGGACUGGGAGCGUGCGGGCAGCGCCGCCGGAGGAGACUGCUCCUGCAACACGGCCGUCUGCCAGGUCUUCCAGCAGGGCUCCUUCUACUUGUAUCCCUUCAACAUCGAGUACAGCCUCUUUGCCUCUACGAUGCUCUAUGUCAUGUGGAAGAACGUGGGCAGGCUGCUGGCCUCCUCGACCCACAGCCACAGCCACACCCCAUCCCCCAUCAGCCUCUUCCGGGAGACCUUUUUUGUUGGUCCCAUCCUGGGCCUGAUACUCUUCGUGGUAGGGCUGGCCGUCUUCAUCAUCUACGAGGUCCAAGUGAGCGGGGAGACAGGCCGCACCCAGCAGGCCCUGGUCAUCUACUACAUCUUCAACAUCGUCUGUCUGGGGCUCAUGACCUUGGUCAGCCUGAGUGGCUCAGUCAUCUACCGUUUUGACCGCCGAGCCAUGGACCAUCAUAAGAACCCCACGCGCACCCUGGACGUGGCCCUGCUGAUGGGUGCUGCUCUGGGCCAGUAUGCCAUCUCCUACUACUCUAUCGUGGCUGUGGUGGUAGGCACACCCAGGGACCUGCUGGCAGGGCUCAACUUAGCCCAUGCUCUGCUCAUGAUUGCGCAGCACACCUUCCAGAAUGUGUUCAUCAUUGAGAGUCUCCAUCGGGGACCCCCCGGGGAUGAGAUUCAUGGCACUCCCCCCAAGGAGCCCUGCCAAGGUCUUACCUUUGCCAACCUGGACGCCCUCCACACCUUGCCUGCCUGCCCGCCCCCCGCCGAGCUGGUUGGCCCCAGCCCAGCAGGACCUCAGGAAGCAGUGAGCAUCACCUCAGCCCCCAAGGGCCACUGGAGAAGCAGCUGUGGAUCAUGCCUGCCUUCGGGGCCCGCCCUCACUUCAGCAACACAGCGGAGGUGGACUUCUACGGCUACUCCCUCUGGGCAGCCAUCGUCAACAUCUGCCUGCCUUUCGGCAUCUUCUACCGCAUGCAUGCUGUCUCCAGCCUGCUGGAGGUCUACGUGCUGUCCUGAAGCCCCAGCAGAGACACAGGGAACGGGGCUCAGCUCAUGUACCCACCCAGGAAUGAAUCAUACAACUACCCAUUCUCCGCCGGCCCCAGAGUGGAAUUUUCACCAAAAUUAUUUUUCCAGGAUGAGUUUUUAAAUCACAAUCAGGACAUGCACAUCCACCCCAGAACGCUCCUGGAGCAUGGGGUGACUAGAGGAGGAAGAUCUCUCUCCCUGCCUUGUUUCUAGGACCAGGCAAGAUCUGGAAGUGUCCUAGACUCUGGCUCUACCCCAACCCCAGGCCUGUGGCCUGACCAGUGCUGCUGCCUAGAGAUGGAAACCAAUAAACCUGC
Vicugna pacos (alpaca) is the source of this 2794-nucleotide messenger RNA. RefSeq names its product otopetrin 2 (gene OTOP2). NCBI's taxonomy places the organism in Eukaryota, Metazoa, Chordata, Mammalia, Artiodactyla, Camelidae. The record is from RefSeq and is a predicted model, not a curated record. Gene Ontology annotation, molecular function: proton channel activity. Gene Ontology annotation, cellular component: membrane. Gene Ontology annotation, biological process: proton transmembrane transport.